GAAGAGUAUAAAACCCAUCGGUAAACCAUUCAAAAAGUACAGUCAGAAAACAGCAAGUAAAGCCUCAAUUUCCUCCCAAGUGCAACCAUCCGUGACAAUAUGAAGUUCUUCAUCGCACUGUUUGUCGCCACUCUGGCUGUUGCCGCCCAAGGAUCGUCGUACGCUGAUCCCGCUUGGUUGAUUGGCUUGAACAACUGGAACAACCACGGAUUGGCCGCCUACCCGUACGGACCAGUCAACCAAUGGGCGCCCGUGACGUACGGUGGUCGUAAGACCCAAGUUGAGCCGAUCGUUGUCAAAAGCAACCCGUGGGAUCUGCCAGCUGCGGCGGCGGCGUAUGGAUACGGAUACAACCAUCUGGGCGCGCUUCCAGCUGUGGCCGGCAAGUACGUUGCUCCGAUUUCUGGAUUAGUUCACCAGGCUCCGCUGGUCAGUUACGGUGGCAACCAGAAGGUGAUUGUUGCUGGACAUGGAUAUUGAGUUAAUAAAAUUAGGAAUAACUAA
This is a messenger RNA of Culex pipiens pallens (northern house mosquito), 504 nucleotides long. RefSeq lists its product as uncharacterized. The transcript has 2 exons. NCBI's taxonomy places the organism in Eukaryota, Metazoa, Arthropoda, Insecta, Diptera, Culicidae. The coding region runs from base 100 to 480 and encodes 126 amino acids. The record is from RefSeq and is a predicted model, not a curated record.